ACAACUUCGCCUCAAAAAUUUUUCCCUACAUUUGCGAUAAGUGAACGUGGCUAUGGCAAUUCAAAAGACGUCGUUAUUUUUCGCGAUACAAAAAUAGAAAUUAUGAUUCUCAUACGAAUAAACGUAACGUUUUGCUGUGAUACUGAAUGACUUUCAAUUACCGCUUGAUUCGAUAGCAGGUCUUGCCGGUUUAGUUCAGAAAUCAAGAAGUGUAACAUUAGAAAGUACUAGUACGUAGAAGAGCGAUUUUCAGUACUUUUCAUUGAUUUUAUAGCUUAACCAUGGCUUUGAAAAAAGUUAAAACCAACUUGGAACGUAUGUUUGAUAAAAGCCUAACGGAUUUGGUUAGGGGAAUAAGGAAUAAUAAAGAAAAUGAGGCCAAAUACAUAUCCCAAUGCAUGGAAGAUAUUAAGCAAGAGCUCAGACAGGAUAAUUUGUCAGUCAAGAGCAAUGCCAUAGCAAAAUUAACAUAUCUCCAAAUGCUGGGAUACGACAUUUCUUGGGCAGGUUUCAAUAUAAUUGAAGUGAUGAGUUCAAGCAAAUUCACUCUAAAGAGAAUAGGAUACCUCGCUGCUAGCCAAUCAUUCCAUUGUGAUUCAGAGUUAUUGAUGUUAACGACCAAUAUGAUACGCAAAGAACUGAAUUCACAGAACCAAUAUGAGGCAGGUCUUGCCUUAACCUCCCUAAGUUGUUACGUCAGUGCAGAUCUAGCCAGAGAUUUAUCUAAUGACAUUUUAACACUGUUAAGUUCAACAAAGCCUUACAUUAGAAAGAAAGCUGUAUUGAUGAUGUAUAAGGUGUUUCUGAAAUAUCCAGAAGCUUUGAGACCGGCUUUUCCUAGACUGAAGGAAAAACUGGAAGAUCCAGAUCCAGGUGUCCAGUCAGCAGCCGUCAACGUUGUUUGUGAGUUAGCUAGAAAAAACCCAAAGAACUAUCUGAGCUUAGCUCCAGUUUUCUUUAAGUUAAUGACGACUAGUACAAAUAAUUGGAUGCUAAUAAAAAUAAUUAAAUUGUUUGGUGCUCUUACUCCUCUAGAACCUAGGCUAGGAAAAAAAUUGAUUGAACCACUAACGAAUUUGAUACACAGUACAUCUGCCAUGAGUUUAUUGUAUGAAUGUAUCAAUACAGUGAUAGCUGUUUUGAUAAGUAUUUCAUCAGGGAUGCCAAAUCACGCAGCUAGCAUCCAGUUAUGUGUACAAAAGUUGAGGAUAUUGAUUGAAGAUUCAGAUCAAAAUUUGAAAUACUUGGGUCUUCUAGCAAUGUCGAAGAUAUUGAAAACGCAUCCCAAAAGUGUCCAGGCACACAAGGACCUCGUCUUGCAGUGCCUAGAGGACAAGGACGAGUCGAUAAGGCUGCGAGCCUUGGAUUUACUGUACGGAAUGGUUUCGAAGAAAAAUCUCAUGGAAAUAGUGAAGAAGUUGAUGGCGCAUAUGGAAAAGGCUGAGGGAACCAUCUACAGGGACGAACUGCUGAGUAAAAUAAUACUGAUAUGUUCCCAGAAUAAUUAUCUGUUUAUUAUGAAUUUUGAAUGGUACGUCACGGUUCUGGUGGAACUGGCCCAGAUGGAGUUUGGAUCUAAGCAAGGGCAUGUGAUAGCCUCGCAAUUAAUGGAUGUUACCGUGAGAGUUGAGGCCAUAAGAUCGUUCGCCGUGUCAGAAAUGGCGGAUCUUAUCUCCUUUUAUGCUUCUCACAAUCAGUUCAGCGUCAUGCAAGAAGUCCUAUAUGCCGCUGCAUAUAUCUGUGGGGAAUUCAGCGUUCAUCUGAAGGAACCGGAAAAAGUGCUGAGAAUGAUGCUAAAAUACAAACCGUUACCCCAACACAUCGAGGCAGUCUUCAUACACAACGUCCUGAAGCUGUUCGCUCACGUGAUGGAAAAAUACGAACUGGAGGAGAAAUACGACGAAAUUUUGGAAUUGUGCGACGCGAUCUCUGCCAAAUUGAGCGAUAGUCUUAAGUCCGCUGAGCUGGAAGUCCAGGAACGUUCCAGUACGUGUCUCAACAUAUUGGAAAUCGUCAAGGAAGAAAUUGAAUUGAAGAAAACGACUACCAACCAAAAUAUCAUAGAUGCGGAUAAGAUCGAUCCUCUGGAGAAGGACCAAGAUGGCACCGGUCUUAUAGCGCAGGAGCUCCUUCAAUUCUUCCAGGGCGAAUUGAACCCUGUGGCCCCGAAGGCGCAGAAAAAGGUACCCGUGCCAGAAAAUUUGGACCUGGACAGUUGGAUCAACGAGCCACUGGUCGAAUCGGAUUCGGAUAGCGAUGCCGGAUAUGGCGUGAAAGUUUUCGUCAAAACAGACAGCGAGGAUGAUUCUGAGGGUAAAAGACACAAGGAACCGACAGACGAGGAGAUCAAGAAGAAUAAGGAAGCUAGGAGGAACGAGCAACUCCACAACCCUCACUACCUAAAGGGCAACAAUUCUUUCGACGACGAUAACGAAAAAGUCGAAAAUAUACCCAUAGCCAAUCUUGAUUUGAACAUUCCACUUAAGGUAGCAGGACAGAAGAGGUCCGAUAAAUAUUUGAAGACUAAGGACGAUAAGAAACACAAGAAGAGGAGCAAGAAGAAGAAACAUAAAUCAGAAAGUUCCUCAGAUGAAAACGAAGAAGCUCCGGCUGUUAGGAGGGAACUUGAACUGCCCGAAGGUGCAACGUUGUCCGAUUCAGAUUCCAGCCAUGGGAACGAUGAUGAUCCACAUAAAGCACUGAAUAUCGAAUUAGAUAUACCUUCCAUGAACGAAUAUAAGGAAGACCAUAAACAAACAAAGGAGGGAGAUAAAAAGAAGAAAACUAAGAAGACUGAGAAGGAAAGGGAGAAAAAGACCAAGAAGUCAGAGAAACAUAGGAAGUCGAAGAAAGAAUCUGUACAGAACGACGCUUUGUUACUUUCGAUCGAAGAUGAUCACAACACGUCAGACCUUAAUCACAAACCAAAAGAACAGCUUGACGAAGAUGCGAACACUGAAGAAACAAAUGAAAAAGAAGAGAAAAAAUCGAAAAAACACAAGAAAGAGAAGAAGGACAAGAAAAAAGAUAAAUACGUCAAGAAUAAAAUGAAGAAAUCUAGCUCGGGUUAUGAAGAACCUCUGGGUAUAUCUACGCCAAGUAAAGAAUUCCAAGCAAUUGAAUAGAGUAAUUUGACAAUAUUACUAACAAUAUCCUUCAAAAAAAAACUUUCGUACUAGCUCGAAUGAAGGUGUUCAAUCUAUAAUUUUGUAUAUUUAUCCGAAUAGGCGACAUCUCAGAUAUUUCCAUAUGUACAAUAUUUCUUUCAGAUCUUUCCAUGCAGGUUUUCUAUCUCCGAGCCAAAUGAAGAUACCACGUUGAUUCAGCGAACAAAAUUAAUAUAUUCAAUAACGUGCAAUUAAAAUAUAUAUAAAUAUCUCCUACAUUCAUCCAUAAGACAUAACGAUAUAGAUUUUGAAACGAAUUAUAUUAAGUUCAAAGUAUUUAUCCACUUUUUUUUAUUUCAACUGUGAAGAUGCUUCAUUUUCAAUGUGAAAAAUGAAAUGUACAUUGUUUGAAAAUAUGAAUAUAUUGUUUAUA
Molecule: messenger RNA, 3540 nt
Organism: Coccinella septempunctata (seven-spotted ladybird)
Lineage: Eukaryota; Metazoa; Arthropoda; Insecta; Coleoptera; Coccinellidae
Gene: garnet
Product: AP-3 complex subunit delta
Exons: 18
Coding region: 282-3125 (947 amino acids)
Biological process (GO): Golgi to vacuole transport; synaptic vesicle budding from endosome; neurotransmitter receptor transport, postsynaptic endosome to lysosome
Cellular component (GO): membrane coat; presynaptic endosome; AP-3 adaptor complex
Source: RefSeq, a predicted model, not a curated record